AUGGAGCUUGAAGCGAACACGAGUGGUCAAAAUGUGUUGCAAAAACAUGUUUCAUUCUUUGAUCGUAACAAAGAUGGUGUGAUUUAUCCUUGGGAAACUUUUCAAGGGUUUCGAGCAAUUGGAAGUGGUAUUUUGUUUUCCUUAGUUGGAGUAGUCUUCAGCCAUAUCAGUCUUAGUGGAAAAACUCGCCCGGGGAAGAAGUUUCCAAAUUUACUAUUCCCGAUUGAGGUCCAAAACAUCAACAUGGGAAAACAUAGCAGUGAUUCUGGGGUCUACGACACUGACGGAAUGUUUGUUCCUUCCAAGUUUGAGGAGAUAUUCAGCAAGUAUGCGCAUACAACUUCCGAUGCCUUGACAAAAGACGAGCUGCAUGAAUUUAUAAAAGGAAACCGAGAGCCCAAGGACUACGGAAAUUGGAUUGGAGGAAUUGCCGAAUGGAAUAUCUUGUAUCGCAUUGGCAAGGACAAAGACGGAUUAUUGCAGAAAGAGACCAUUAGAUCUGUUUACGAUGGAAGUUUUUUCGAGAAACUGGAAGAGGAAAAGACUAAUUCGUCCAAGAAGAAACACAAGUAA
Messenger RNA from Erigeron canadensis, 573 nucleotides. Its product is annotated as probable peroxygenase 4. Gene Ontology annotation, molecular function: calcium ion binding; monooxygenase activity. Bases 1 to 573 code for a protein of 190 amino acids. The record is from RefSeq and is a predicted model, not a curated record. The transcript is spliced from 6 exons. Lineage: Eukaryota; Viridiplantae; Streptophyta; Magnoliopsida; Asterales; Asteraceae.